ACAUGUUGGGGAAAAAAAAAGAAAAAAGACGAAUGGAAAAAAUUGUAAUCCACGGAACGACCAUUGCAUAGUUAUUUAACGAUACGAAGUGGUAACAAUGAGCUCACAGCAGUUCCCCCGACACGGGCUGCCUGCCUCCAGCGGGGGAGCCCCUCAGAUUGCGGCCGCUGCAAACCUGGUGCCUGUCAACCAGCCGUCAAACGCUGGAGAUGGAGAGAGCAUUCGGGAUGCAGAUCAUGCUCAGCAGGACCACCCUCCUUCCACGGGUGGGGCCACUUUAGCUUUCAGAGAUGACAAGCAGGAGACCAUGGUGGUCAGACCUUACCCACAAGUCCAGGCACACGGUCAGCCACAGGCUGCUCCUCAAACGGUGUCCAUCCAACCAGGACCGCCCGUGACUGUCCCUGCCCCCACUGUCCACCUCCCACAGGGCCAGCCUGCUGUCCUCACCGAGGGACAAAUGAAGGCUGUCCUGAAAUCACCGAUGCCAAGUCGUCUCAUUGCUCCAGCACCAGCUUCCAACCAGGCUCAUAUCCCUAAAGUGGCGAGUCACAUUACAAUGACUAUAGAGAGCACGAUGCCCACCACCCCAACCAUCCCUGUGGCCACCAUCAGUGGGCAGCAGGGUCACUCCAGCAACUUACAUCACCUUAUGCCAGCUAACAUUCACAUCAUUAGGGGCCAAAUUAGUGCUCCCGCCGUCCCUCCACAGACAUUUACUUCUCAUUUGCCUCGAGGGGCCGUCGCAGCAGCUGCCAUGUCCAGCUCCAAAACGGUCCUGCGGCCAGCCACUGGAGUGAGCGCAGGCCCCGGCCCGCCCCCAGUGCAGCACAUAAUUCACCAGACCAUCCAGUCCCGCCCUGCUGUAACAACCUCUACUGCUGUGCUUCCAACCGUGGUGGCCCCCAUAUCAGCAACCAGGACUCAGUCCCCUGUUAUCAACCCGACAGUUACUCACUCUGAGGUCACGCAUGGGCGUCCAGCUCUUACCAUUCACCCCCCUCCUGCUACUGUCAGUAUUCAGAGGCCUCAGGCUCCCCGUGACACGGCCACACGGAUCACCCUGCCWUCACACCCUGCCAUUGGUGUUCAGAAAGCCCAGACCUCACACCCAAUGGCACAGAAAUCCUUGUUCAGUACUGUGACUCCUGCUGCAACUGUGGCACCGAUUGUUGCCACGAACACGGUGCCAUCGACAACUACAAUCGGCACUGUGCCUCAUACCCAAAUCACCGGUAGCAAUAUUGUCACCAUGACGAUGGCGUCACACUCCUCCCAUGCUACGGCUGUGACCACCUCCGCCAUCCCUGUUGCUAAAGUGGUCCCGCAGCCCAUCGCCAACUCUUCGUCUCGUGGUCAGCCGGACUACCCGGCAGAAAGACCCAACCUCAUCCCCAUCCCAGGCCACAGGUCCUCCCCUAACCCCGUUGCCAUGGAAACCAGGAGUGACAAUAGGCCUCCUGUACCAGUUCAGUUUCAGUAUUUCCUGCCUGCGUACUCCCCCUCAUACCCUCUGACGCAAACCUACCCCCCCAGCUCUGUCUCCACCAUCCGCCAGUAUCCAGUCACCCCACAAGCUCCAAGUUCAGCACUGUCCACUCAGGCUGGAGUGGGCGUGGCCACCACGGUCCACCUUAACCACAUGCAGCUGAUGGCUGUGGACCGGCUUAAUCUCCCCUCUGCACAAAUCAGCACCCAGGGGAUCCAGCAGGCACCUAUCACAGCACAGGGCAUACAGCCUGCACAGAUCGGAGUCCAGGGUCUGCACACGUCUGCAUCCAUCACCACACAAGGAAUACAGCAGGCUUCUGCCACGCAGCAGCAGUCUGAAGCCAAACCAGUUGUGUCCGUAAGAACCUGAUCCCCGCUCAACCGAGCGAGUCCACCAGUGGAAGGAUCGAAAGCAGUGUGAGAGGAUCAGGAUCUCCUCGACCUGCAGGAGUAAAACCCAAAGCGGAGGUGCACAUGGCGGUGGCCCCUCCCGUCAUGGCUGCUGUCGAAGCGUUGCCAGCUCAGGGAGGGGAGCAGCAGGCAGUGGCCUCCAACCCCCAGCACCUGGCCCAGGCCAUCCCCACCAUGCUGGCCACACCUGGUCCCGUGCCUCCCUCUCAGCCCUCCACCGUUCUCUCCUCUCUGCCAGCAGCCAUGGCGGUGACCCCCCCUGUCCCCGCCUCGAUGGCCAACACCGUGGCCUCGCCCACCCAGCCUGCAGCCAGCAGCACUGCUGCGUGCGCUGCCAGCUCCACCUGCCCCGACGUCAAAAUCAAGCAGGAAGUCGAGUCCAUGGACAGCUCGCAGCCAGACACCAGUGUGAGCAUAUCAUCAGCACCUGGGCUCACCUCACAGCCCAACACACUGAGCGCUCCCGCCACAGGAGACCUGAUCCCUGGGGCCUCCCCGAGGAAGAAACCCCGCAAACAGCAGCACGUCAUUUCAACCGAGGAGAACGAGAUGAUGGAGACCAACAGCACAGAUGAGGAGAAGGCCCCAGGCAGACCCAUCAGCAGCAGGGCGGAGCGACGSGAGUCUCCUCCCAGGGAAUACGUUGAUGAAGAAGGUGUUCGAUACGUGCCGGUCAGGCCUCGUCCACCCAUCACACUUCUGCGACACUACAGGAACCCCUGGAAGGCUGCCUACCAUCACUUUCAGAGGUACAGCGACAUCCGGGUCAAAGAGGAAAAGAAGUGCUCCUUACAGGAUAUGGCCAAUCAGAAAGGAGUAGCAUGCAGAGCUCAAGGCUGGAAAAUUCACCUGUGYGCUGCUCAGCUCCGACAGCUGUCGAGUUUGGAGCAUGAUGUCUACAGCCGCCUCUCCACCCUCCAAGAAGGCCUUAUUCCCAAGAAGAGGGCCGGUGCUGACGACGACCUCCACAGAAUCAACGAGCUCAUACAGGGUAACAUGCAGCGCUGCAAGCUGGUGAUGGACCAGGUGACCGAGGCCAGGGACACCAUGAUGAAAGUUCUGGACCACAAGGACAAAGUGCUGAAGCUGCUCAACAAGAACGGCGCCGUCAAAAAGUCCUCCAAACUGAAGCGCAAAGAGCGGGCGUGAGCGCGAGGCUCCGCCCCCGCCGCCGUCCCCGCCCCCUCAGCCCGGGAGGAGGAGCUGCUGUGAACCUUGGUGCUAUGAUUUGCUGCAUACAAUCACACGCACCCUUCUUAACUGCCUCAGAGCGGACCGAGAGGAGCCACAGGAGUGGUCUCAUCAGAAACUGAACCACGUUUCCUCCCUUUCUUUAAGAACCAGAGGCCAUUUUUAUCCACCUCGUUUCCUCCUCCUCUCCUCCUCCGACCGUUUGAAGGUGCAUCUGUGACGACGCAGGUGUAAGAAAUCUGACGGUCUGAGAUUAUUUUGUGUUAAUGUGAACGACCUGAGAGACGCAGAGUUUAGGAAAUUGUUUUUUUUAAAGCAGCUGUGUAAACAGACUAACUUCAGUUGUGCUCUUUUCAUCAGUUUGUGCCUUCAUUUCGUCCGUGCACAACAUGUGUGUAAGCUAUGUUAAAGUAAACAGAGACGUUUCAUUUAUUUCUAUUUAAUUUUUUAUCCUGAGCAGUUUUUAGUUGAUCCAGAUCUGGGUUCCCCGUUCAUCGACCACUCGUUUAGGUUUAAUCUAAAGAGCAAAACAACAGAUUGUGGCAUGUUUGAAUUUGAUUUAAUGUAGAGGAAAGUAACUAGUGUCCUUAGUUCUGAAGGUUUUUAUAUUGACCAGAUAAAUAAAUGUUACAACAGCGAUGACCUCAUUUAAUUUGGCCUCAUCAGGAGGAGGAGGAGGAGUGUGGGAGCUGGGAGGAAGAGAGCAGACUGAAUUCAUGUAAAUCUGUAAAUGUGUUUUUUUGUGUGUUCCAUUAACUCAGUUCUUUUGAAGUUUUUGUACUCRAUGCAACAGUUUUUUKUUKUKUUUUUUUUUGCCGUGUGACGCUUCAUGCUGCAGAGUAACGAAUCCAGCGUCUCGAUGUGAAGCGGGCCUGAAAACAUUUACUUAUUGUACAUUGUUUCUGUCUGUGUAAUUAUAGUAAAGAUACUUAAAAAUGA
Austrofundulus limnaeus is the source of this 4032-nucleotide messenger RNA. RefSeq names its product Sin3A-associated protein a (gene sap130a). Lineage: Eukaryota; Metazoa; Chordata; Actinopteri; Cyprinodontiformes; Rivulidae. Gene Ontology annotation, biological process: negative regulation of transcription by RNA polymerase II. The record is from RefSeq and is a predicted model, not a curated record. Gene Ontology annotation, cellular component: Sin3-type complex.